UUUUAUCUUAUCGUCAUCGUUUUUGACAACUUCUGAGUCUUCACGUAUAUUUCGAAGGUGUAAAUAUAUGCUAAUUUUAAUUGGUUUUAAAAGAAAUUACUCUCUGAUCUCGUAUUACAUUAAUUCAUAUAAAACUGACAUUUCUUUGUGCUAUGUGUGUGGUUUCUAAAUAAUCUGAAGUGUGUCGAAGAUCGUAAAUAGCUUGUUUGAAAGCAUCCGGCAACUGUGAUCUUGAUUACAUAAUUUUUUAAUUUAACCCGUAGUGUUAAUUCAACUGUAAUGUUGCAGUUCGGAACACCUCUGCACUCCUUAUCACAGUUAUUUAUACCAUUCAAAAAUCUUGCGUCAAUUUUAUCCAGUUAUGCUAACAAAGCAUGUGUAAAAGUGAGAGAAAAGAAACGCGUUAUUAAUCAUGAUUCCCCAAAUAUAUUGUGUGCUGAAAGUUUGCAGGAGGUCAUUAAAAAUAUAGAUCCGAUACUACUUGAAUACUGCUCAUAUUUAGUAGCUAGGCAGAGAAUUUUUGAUGCAGAAAAUAGUUCAAUGCUUAGACCCGUAUGUUAUUCAUCAAGCUCAACAUAUUUUGAGAAUAAGUAUGGAUUCCCAGAAUCGAAUUUAUUAAGAACUUAUAUACAACCUAAAAGUUAUGUAGCAGUCUAUUCUCAAUUAUAUUUUACUUUAAAUGGUCUUCAGCACUCUAGAAGUUUUAAAACACGAAGUUUUAAACAAGUGACUGGUUUACGGACUAGCUCAGAUACUAGAGAAACUUCUUUAGCGUGGACAGAACGAGUGCCUAUUCUUAGAGGAUGGAAAACUAAAGAUAAAACUAAAAGUCAGGUUGAAGCAGAACAAAAUGCUAAAUUAAAAACACUUUUAUCAAAUGAAAAUUUAACACCUGAAGAGCAGCAAAGACUGAGAAUAGCAUUUGCAGAAGGAUAUGUAGCAGCUGAUUCAAAAGAAAAAACAAACUCAAAAUUAAGUAUGUUUAAUAUUUUUAGAGAUCUCUUAGGUAUAAUACUCAUUUUAUAUAUCUUGUCAUCUGUGAUGAGUGGAUCAUUUCGUAAAGUUUUCAUGGGAACGGCUAAUGAAGUUUAUCCAGAAGAGAUUGAUGUAACUUUUGAAGAUGUAAAGGGUGUUGAUGAAGCAAAGCAAGAAUUGCAAGAAAUAGUAGAAUUUUUGAGAAAUCCUGAAAAGUUUUCUGCUUUAGGUGGAAAAUUACCAAAAGGUGUACUUUUGGUGGGUCCUCCAGGUACAGGAAAGACACUGCUUGCAAGGGCUGUUGCAGGAGAAGCAGAUGUACCAUUUUUUCAUGCUGCUGGACCAGAAUUUGAUGAAAUUCUAGUUGGGCAAGGUGCUCGAAGAGUUCGAGAUUUGUUCAGUAGAGCAAAAUCAAGAGCACCUUGCGUUAUAUUUAUUGAUGAAAUUGAUUCGGUAGGUGCUAAAAGAAGUAAUUCUUUACUUCAUCCAUACGCUAAUCAGACAAUCAAUCAACUACUUACUGAAAUGGAUGGUUUCCGGCAGAAUGAAGGAGUUAUCGUUUUAGGGGCAACCAAUCGAAGAGAUGAUUUAGAUAAAGCUCUCCUGCGGCCAGGUAGAUUUGAUGUUGAAAUAAACGUGAGUGUACCUGAUCUUAAUGGUCGCAAAGAAAUACUAACCUUGUAUCUCGGGAAGGUCAAAAUGGCAUCUGAUGUAGAUAUUGAAGUUCUUGCUCGGGGAACAACAGGCUUUACUGGUGCUGAUUUAGAAAAUAUGGUUAAUCAAGCUGCACUAAGAGCCGCAAUUGAUAAAGCAGAUUCUGUCACGAUGAAAUACUUAGAAAGUGCUCGAGAUAAAGUUUUAAUGGGACCAGAAAGGAAAUCUCGUAUACCUGACGAAGAAGCAAAUAUCAUAACUGCUUAUCACGAAGCUGGUCAUGCUUUAGUUGGUCAUUAUACAAAGGACUCCCAUCCUCUACAUAAGGUAACGAUUAUACCUCGUGGACCAUCACUUGGUCAUACAGCUUAUAUUCCAGAGAAGGAACAUUAUCACGUCACCAAGUCUCAAAUGCUAGCACAAAUGGAUACUUUAAUGGGUGGUAGAGUUGCAGAGGAACUAAUCUUUGGUUCUGAAAAGAUAACUUCUGGAGCAGCAAGUGAUUUGAAGCAAGCUACUGCAAUAGCAACCAACAUGGUAAAAGAAUGGGGAAUGUCAGAUAAAGUUGGUGUAAGAACAUUUGAGGAGCAUCAGAACUCUCUUAUUGUAGUUAGUGAACUUUCUGCUACAACAACUGAGCUCAUUGAUGCAGAAAUUAAACGCCUUCUUGCUGAAUCUUACGAAAGAGCCAAAAAUAUUCUAAAAACUCAUAGUAAAGAACACAGAUUAAUUGCAGAAGCAUUACUGAAGUAUGAAACAUUAGAUGCAAGUGAUGUUAAAGAACUAAUUACAAAUAAUAUUCUCUCUCGUUUUUCUAAAAAUUCAGAAGAUAAAGCAUGAAAUACAAAUGCUUUGAAUUUUAUAUACUUAUUUUAGAUGCUUAAUGCUUUGGAAAAAAAAUCAAUAUAAUUAUUCACGUAACCAAAAUAAGUCGUUAACUGUCACAUUAAAUCAUUUCAAAACAGUAUUAAAAUAAUAUAAUGACAGAAAUAUAAUUUUAUUUUUUUGUGUGGGCAAGAAAGUUAGAAAUACUAUAUGUAAUUUUUCUUUCCGUAGAUUUUUAACUUGUUACUUUUGACAUUGAGUUAUCAUUAAAUUAUUGAUUAAAUACUCUGUUAGAUUUUGUAUUUCUUGUAUUUUUCAAAUAAUAUGGUAAUUUAGCAUUCUGAAUUUCAUUUAAAAGUUGCAGAUAUUUGAACAACUAAUUUUAAUGAAAAUGUAUGUUUUCAAAAUAUGCAGUUUAAUGAAAAUACAGCUUUGCAUAUAAAGAAUUUUGUACAGUAUUUCAGAUAAGAAAACUGUAUUUCUUUUUCUUUCUUUAAACUGUGCAGUUUAGUAAAAAAUAUUGGUAGCUUUGCAUGUUAAGAUUUUGGGAUACUCUUGUGUUAUUGGAACCAGAUUCAGGAAUGUGUAUACAUGCAUACAUCCAUAUAUACAUUUCUGAACCCAGUCCCGAUAACAGAAGAGUACCUCUUUUUUAUUACCCCCCCCCUUGAAAAUUAGCAAACUCAAAUUUGGAGUUUAGAAAGCUUGUACUUCUGCUGAUAGCCUGUGAAACACCAAUAUUGAAUAAUUAAUGUAGUAAAUUUUUAAACUAAACUAAUUUUACUGAUAAUGUAAUGCAGGUUAACAUAUUAGAAGUGCUUCAUUUUUUUCACCUGAAUAAUACAAAAAAUUAUGUGGUAUGUUUAAAGCAUUUAACAAGAUUAUAAAAACAAGCUUGUUCCAGAAAAAAAAAGGGCCAUAUUAGUUUGCCUUUAAAAUUUUUUCAAAAAUAAGGCAAAAUAUACCGAAUUUUAUUGAUUCUUAAAAGUUCUGUUUGGUAUUCAUCUAACAUAUGAAAAUUAUUCAAGAAUUUUAAUGAAGAAAAAAAAAUAUGUGCUCUUAAUAAUAUUAAAAAAAAAUUUCUAGCUUUAUUAAAAAUUAACCAUUUUGUAUGAUGUUAUGAAUUAAGAUUUGAAUAAGCCAUUAUAGAUAACCCAUAUUGUUCUAUUUAAGAUGUCAGCUCUAGUAUAGAAUUGGGUGCCCCUUCGAUUAGCGACAAUUUUUUGUAAAAUUUUGGCGAAUCUCAUUUCUGGUUACCAUGAUAGUUUAACUCUGCUUUACCCUCCUGAUUUUUUUUAAAAUAAAAAUAGAUUGAUGUGUACAUGGUCACAUUUAAAGCAGUGUGCAAUGCCGGGAUGUUUUUUUGAGUGAAAACAGAUCGAUGUGUACAUGGACACAGAGUUUAUGCAAUUUUUUUGACUUCUUAUUUUGGUUUUGUGUAGCGGCCAUCUUGAAAUUGUGUCUUCCUGGUGCCGAUCUUGGCGUCAAAAAAGAAUCGCCAAAAAAAGGGGGCACCCAAUUGUAAACUUUUACCAAGAUGUCUUAGAAUGACUUAUAUUUUUAUAUGAUAAUCCUUUGUUUUUUAUGGAUCUCAUACGUGUAAAUUCGAGCAAAUUAAUUUGCUCAUUUAUCAUUUAAAAUCACAGAUCUGCUUUUUUUA
Molecule: messenger RNA, 4114 nt
Organism: Stegodyphus dumicola
Lineage: Eukaryota; Metazoa; Arthropoda; Arachnida; Araneae; Eresidae
Gene: YME1L
Product: ATP-dependent zinc metalloprotease YME1L
Biological process (GO): protein quality control for misfolded or incompletely synthesized proteins; mitochondrion organization
Cellular component (GO): mitochondrial inner membrane
Molecular function (GO): ATP binding; ATP hydrolysis activity; ATP-dependent peptidase activity
Source: RefSeq, a predicted model, not a curated record